AUGGAAGCCAAUGUUGGCUUCCUCACAUUGUGCUUGGCCAUCACUUUGGUGCGUUUCUUAAUGAAGCGUUAUUGGCACCAAAGCAAGAUUAACGACAACAACAACAAAGCUAUCAAGCAACACUACCCACUUCCUCCCACUCCCAAGGGCCUAAGGCCUUGGCCUAUUGUGGGCAACCUCCCCGAGAUGCUCAUGAACAAGCCCACAUUCCGGUGGAUACACAAGCUCAUGGAGGAAAGCAACACCGAAAUUGCUUGCAUUCGUCUUGCAAACGUUCAUGUCAUCCCCGUCUCCUGCCCCAUUCUCAGCCGCGAAAUCUUGAAGAAACAAGAUGCAACUUUCGCCACGAGGCCUCUCAGCAUCUCCACCUUCCUCAUCACAAAAGGGUACAUAACCACGGUUAUGGUGCCCUUUGGGGAGCAAUGGAAGAAAAUGAGGAAGGUCAUCACAUCCGAGUUGCUCUCUCCCAUGAGACAUAAGUGGCUCACGGACAAGAGGAUUGAGGAGGCCGACCACCUUGUUCGAUACGUGUUCAACCAGUGCAACAAUGACGAGGGCAGUGGCAUUGUGGAUUUGAGACUUGCUACACAACAUUAUUGUGCAAAUGUGAUUAAGAGAAUGAUUUUCAACCAGAGGUACUUUACGGAGGAGAUGAAGGACGGAGGUCCUAGUGUUGAGGAACAAAACUAUGUAAAUGCGGUGUUCGAUAUGCUUAGGUACAUCUAUGCAUUUUCUGCAUCCGAUUACAUCUCAUGCUUGAGAGGCCUCGAUUUGGACGGCCAUGAGAAGAUCAUAAAGGAUUGCAUUAAGCUUACAAGAAAACGCCAAGACCCCGUCAUUGAAGAGAGGAUUCGUGAACAUCAGAAACUUGGCGGAAACAAGGUCCCAGUAGACUUGCUUGACAUUCUUAUCUCACUCAAAGACGCCAGUGGUCAACGCUUGCUCUCAACAGACGAGAUCAAAGGCCAAGUAAAUGAGAUGAUAAUGGCAGCAGUGGACAACCCCUCAAACGCAGCUGAAUGGGCAAUUGCAGAGAUGAUAAACCAACCCCACCUGUUCGAGAAAGCAAGACAAGAACUUGACGCUGUGGUUGGCAAAGAAAGACAAGUGCAAGAGUCAGAUCUGUCGCAGCUCAACUUCGUCAAAGCCUGCGCUCGAGAAGCCUUCCGCCUCCACCCGGUGGCGCCAUUCAACGUCCCCCACGUGUCGAUGGCCGACACGACCGUGGGCGAUUACUUCAUCCCCAAGGGCAGCCACGUGAUGCUGAGCCGAAUCGGGCUCGGCCGCAACCCUAAAAUUUGGGACGAGCCCCUCAAGUACAAGCCCGAGCGCCACCUCAAGGACGACGGGUCAGGUGUUGUACUCACUGAGUCAGAGCUCCGAUUCAUAUCGUUCAGCACCGGCAUGCGAGGCUGCGUCGCGAGUACACUCGGCACGAGCAUGACUGUGAUGCUGUUUGCUAGGCUUCUUCAUGGGUUUACUUGGGAAGCGCCGCCCAAUGAGUCGAGAAUCGACCUCACCGAGGCAGACGGCGAGCUCCUACUCGCCAAACCACUGUUUGCACUCGCGAAGCCACGCCUGCCAGCUCACGUGUACCAGACAUAA
Molecule: messenger RNA, 1605 nt
Organism: Prunus armeniaca (apricot)
Lineage: Eukaryota; Viridiplantae; Streptophyta; Magnoliopsida; Rosales; Rosaceae
Source: the annotation of a GenBank genome assembly